This is a messenger RNA of Dipodomys spectabilis (banner-tailed kangaroo rat), 6353 nucleotides long. It is a transcript of the gene Klhl15, whose product is annotated as kelch like family member 15. Gene Ontology annotation, biological process: nuclear protein quality control by the ubiquitin-proteasome system; protein ubiquitination. Gene Ontology annotation, cellular component: Cul3-RING ubiquitin ligase complex; nucleus. Bases 429 to 2243 code for a protein of 604 amino acids. Gene Ontology annotation, molecular function: protein binding. The transcript is spliced from 3 exons. The record is from RefSeq and is a predicted model, not a curated record. NCBI's taxonomy places the organism in Eukaryota, Metazoa, Chordata, Mammalia, Rodentia, Heteromyidae.
GCCGGUGCUUCUCACUGCUGCCUCGCGGCUCUUCGGCUCCUCAGCUCUUCCCUUCCCUGCUCAGUGGCCCCUAGUCGGCUCUCCAGCCGAGCCCCGUCGGCGCUGCAAAGCACUCCCCCCACCCUUUAACCGUUGGUAAGGCCGGCUCGGGCCCCGACGCCGCGUCGCCUCCCGCCUAGCGCGACUAUCGGGACUCCCCGACUCAGUGCUGUCUUCUUUCCCAGGGCUGGUUGUGAGGGGGCCGCCGGAGCGCAGACUCGCCCCGCGCCGGAGCGAUCCGGCCUGGCCGGAGAGCGGCAUCUUGUAGACUAUCUUCCUGCCGAGGUCCGUCUCGGAGACCGUUAGCCCACCGUUCGGCCCAUUGGCCCGCUUCUUCCUGAUGCAGACUGCCGUCCACUAGAGGCUGGACCGGACCCCCGAGGUGAUUCAUGGCAGGGGACGUGGAAGGUUUCUGUUCCUCCAUCCAUGACUCCAGUGUCUCUGCUGGGUUCAGAGCACUGUAUGAGGAGGGCCUGCUUCUUGAUGUUACUCUGGUUAUUGAAGAUCACCAGUUCCAGGCCCAUAAAGCACUCCUUGCCACCCAGAGUGAUUACUUCAGAAUUAUGUUUACUGCAGACAUGAGGGAACGAGAUCAGGACAAAAUUCAUUUGAAAGGUCUAACAGCUACUGGUUUCAGCCAUGUCCUUCAAUUUAUGUACUAUGGGACUAUAGAACUCAGUAUGAAUACUGUUCAUGAGAUUCUUCAGGCCGCUAUGUAUGUCCAACUUAUAGAAGUGGUGAAGUUCUGUUGCUCUUUCCUAUUAGCAAAAAUCUGCCUGGAAAACUGUGCAGAAAUAAUGAGGCUCUUAGAUGAUUUUGGUGUAAACAUAGAGGGAGUCAGGGAGAAGCUGGAUACUUUUCUUCUGGACAACUUUGUACCACUCAUGUCCAGGCCUGACUUCUUGUCCUAUUUGAGCUUUGAAAAGCUCAUGUCUUAUUUGGAUAAUGAUCAUCUGAGCAGGUUUCCUGAGAUCGAGCUGUAUGAAGCUGUGCAGUCUUGGCUGCGGCAUGAUAGAAGGCGCUGGAGACAUACUGAUACCAUCAUUCAGAACAUCAGAUUUUGUUUGAUGACCCCAUCCAGUGUUUUUGAGAAGGUUAAAACAUCAGAAUUUUAUCGAUACUCCCGACAGCUGCGCUACGAAGUUGACCAGGCACUGAAUUACUUUCAGAACAUUCACCAGCAGCCCCUAUUGGACAUAAAAUCAAGCCGCAUUCGUUCUGCCAAACCUCAAACUACAGUAUUCCGGGGCAUGAUUGGACAUAGCAUGGUAAACAGUAAGAUAUUGCUACUGAAGAAGCCACGAGUCUGGUGGGAGCUGGAGGGCCCACAAGUACCUCUACGGCCAGACUGUCUCGCCAUCGUCAAUAACUUUGUGUUCCUGUUAGGUGGGGAAGAACUGGGCCCUGAUGGUGAAUUCCAUGCUUCUUCCAAAGUGUUCAGGUAUGACCCAAGACAAAACUCUUGGCUGCGGAUGGCAGAUAUGUCUGUACCACGUUCAGAAUUUGCAGUUGGUGUUAUUGGGAAGUUCAUUUAUGCUGUAGCUGGCCGAACCAGAGAUGAGACUUUCUAUUCAACUGAGAGAUAUGACAUUACCAAUGAUAAGUGGGAAUUUGUGGAUCCCUAUCCAGUUAACAAAUACGGACAUGAGGGGACUGUGCUAAACAACAAGUUAUUUAUCACUGGCGGAAUCACCUCAUCUUCAACUUCUAAACAAGUAUGUGUGUUUGACCCCAGCAAAGAAGGAACCAUAGAACAGCGAACCAGGAGAACUCAAGUAGUUACCAAUUGCUGGGAGAACAAGAGCAAGAUGAAUUACGCCAGAUGCUUUCACAAGAUGAUUUCUUACAAUGGCAAGCUUUAUGUCUUCGGUGGCGUCUGUGUGAUCUUGAGGGCCUCUUUUGAAUCUCAGGGCUGCCCAUCCACAGAAGUAUACAACCCAGAGACUGAUCAGUGGACCAUCUUGGCAUCCAUGCCAAUUGGUAGAAGUGGCCAUGGCGUGACUGUGCUAGAUAAACAAAUAAUGGUUCUUGGAGGCCUUUGCUAUAACGGUCAUUACAGCGAUUCCAUUCUUACUUUUGAUCCGGAUGAAAACAAGUGGAAGGAAGAUGAGUACCCUAGGAUGCCCUGCAAGCUAGACGGUUUACAAGUGUGCAACCUACAUUUCCCGGACUAUGUACUGGAUGAGGUCAGGCGUUGCAACUAAUGAUGUCCAUCUCCCUAGAAGCAAAAGUCAAACGAAGCAUUUGUUUGUGAUACAGUAGUUACUUAAAAACGUAUAAAGAAAAAAAAAAAAACACCUCACCAGUUUUACUAUUAAAGCCAUUGGUCUAAUGUAAGAAGUUUUCAUUCUGUGCUAGCAUAUUUUUUUUUUAAGUUUUCAGUGGCCUCAGACUCAUGCAAUAAGUUAAUUCUAAGCGCUAGCUCUUGAAACUACUUCCAGAAGCAGUUUAAUAGAAUGCUCCACUUAUCUAGGAAGUUGAUUUUCUGCUUUAAACAUUUUUUUCAUAUGUUAGUGUAGGAAUCUUCUAAGAGAAGACCCAAUAAGUGUACUGGAUGUGAUUUCAGUCCCUAUCUGAAACCUUUUUGGACAGUACUUUCAGUGUAUUUCAGUCUGUUACAUGUUUUGGUUUUAUUAUUUAAAAGUUUAAAACUCUUGACUUUUUUGCAUGGCUUUUUGCUGAAAAUGCAAAAAUAUAAAUUUUCUACAAAAUGACCUUUUAUAUUCAGAACACUAUUUCUAAGCUGCCUUCUCUUACCUGCAUUGUGUUAGUGAAAGCGUAUCCAUACUCGCAUCCAUCCUAUAAGUAUAUAAGGUGUGGUUAGGAUUCUAUAUUUUUAAGCUUGUGUACUUGCACUCCGUUUGCCAUUCUUGUCGAAUUUUUGUAUGUCAUGUCUUUUCAUGUAUUAACGUUUUGUAGAAAGGUAAAUUAACUGGAGUCCUCAUUUGGUAUCAAAGUAGCCUGUCUUCAAGUCCAUAUUGAUUCAGUAAUAUUUGGACUCCUUAUAUUCCUGAAAUGUAUUGAUUUACAAAAACUAACAUUUUAUUUUCUAAAGUUAAAUGUUAAUGUUCUUUGUGGAUGUAUGUCUUUUCUUUCUGAAAAUGUUUUCUCUUUGCAGUCUGUUUAUUGUUGCCCUGUUUUAGUGAGAAAUGGCGUGGUUUAUGACAAGCUCUGACCCUGCAGCGUGCAAGCACUUUUAAAGAGAAGUAGGUAAUACCACACUCCUAAAUAAAGGCCCCUUAAAAGUAAGUGCAACUCCCAUUUUUUUUUCUUUUACGUCCAGUCAGGCUGCUGCAUUUGUUAUUGAAUGGAAGGUGGCAACUCUCAGAAAGUUUGAGCUCAGUUUUGACUUAGAGGUAAGAACCUUAAUUACAAUGUUAAUGAUUAUAUCUACUUGUUUAUUUUGUACAAAGUAGUGGCACUAGGGAUGUCAGCUCUCAGCUUUCGUUUAAUUUUCUGGAAGCUACUGACAUGAAGGUCGAUAGUAAUCACAAAGUUCCUGAUGAAUCAACAUAGCUGUUGAAAAGCAUUUAUAAAUGUUUUAGGAUUAGCUGCACCUUUCAACUCUUUAAAUGCAAAAGAAGAAGUGUAGUUGACAAAAUUAAGCAAGAAUGACUUGGGAGUGGAUGAUUUACAUUGAUUCCACUUUCUCAUGAGAGGUCUUUCUCUGAUACAGACUAGAUCUACCCUGGCAAAUUUUGCCAGAUCUUAGAAUUUUGGUGCAAUAUUGCAAUGCCUUCUAUAUGGCUGCUGUUGUAUAAAUGUUGUACUUUUACUUUUUUUUUCUGCUGCCACCACUGAACAUAAAAUGGAAGCGUGAAGUUGUGGAAAUGUGAAGAUUUUGUCAGUUCAGUUAGACAUAGUAGGACACAAAACCUGAUUUCAAAUCUCCAAAACUGAGGCAUUUAAGUGUAAGAAACAGCCAGGUUACAGAAGUAACUUUUUUGGGUCUAGAAUCCAAGAGCCCAAGUUGCUAUUAUACAGUUGGCAUUGGUUUCAGGAAUUAAGUUAAUAUUAGUGGGGCCUACAUUUUUCAUUUAGCGAUCUUUCAUUCACUUAAAAUUUAUAAAAAUGGAUCAAUAUCUUGUCUUUUUUAUGUUUUCAAAAUAAUAAUCUUUUGAACAGAGAAUUAAAGUUAGCCACGUAAUUCUUUUCAAAUAUAUCAGUUCACUUAGGAUCUUGUAUGUGUGCUCUAUUGUUUUAAAGAAAAUAAUGUCUUCAUUAUUUUCCUUGUUGAUGUCUUUUGUGGGAAAAGUCCAGGAAAGAGCUAUCAGCCACAGUUACUGCAUCAAAGGCUUUACACUCCAGUCGUGGUUCUCUUUAAUUGCUUAGACAUAAAAAUCUAGCCCUAGUUAGGGUAACAUCUGAGCAAAUAAUUGGAUGUUCUUGGUCUCUUGGUCUUCCAUUUUAAAGAUACAAGGCCAAGGUCAGAGUUCAUGUUUCAUAAAAUUCAUGGAAUAUUAACUUGAACUAACUAGGUUCAGCUUCACGUAAGUCAUGUCUGACCUGAUGUUAGCUGUAAUUACUUUUGAGCUUUAAGAAUAGUUGCUGUUUGCUUUGGUUCUGAAUGUAUGAAAAAAACUCUUCGGUUUAUGUGUAGUCAUAAUUUAGUUUAUAAAUCCAUGAUUAACUUACAUUCCCUUUUAAAAGUAUAGUUUUAAUUGCUUCAAGAGAUUUAUUUUUGUUAUACUAAACUAUGGAAUUUUUUUCCUAGAUUUUUUUUCAAGUGUGCUUUUUGUGUACUUUAUUUUAAAUUGUUUUUUUUUUUGGUUGUGUGUGCCCAAAAUAGUAUUUUUUUUAAAAAAACUCAGUAUGAGAUUUGAAAACUCCAGUGUAACUGUUGUGAUCUUUCUCUGUUGCUUUCACUUUACAUUUUAAAUGCCAGACUACAUAAAAAUAGCUGAUGUUCAUUAAUUGCUUCUUAGUACCGUUUGUUCUCUUCCAUGUCUUUGACCUUCUAAGUUUUGAUUUAAAAAAAAAAUCAUCCUUGCACAGCCGUUUUAUAAAAUGCAAGAUUGUCACAGUGAAGGUCUUGUAUCGGAAGAAAUGCUACUGGUGUUUCCAAAACCAAGCUUAAUUGAUAGGCGGAUUAGCUGUUGUGUGUCCUAUUUGCUGUGCCCUGUAUGAGUGUUAACUCCAAUUGUGAAAUACUGACUGAGCCCGUCACUUACCUUUUGUAAAGCAGCACUUUUGGACACCUCAUUUUGGAAGCCUGCUCAAGUCAUAGAAAAGGACACACAUUUGUGUGGGGAAAAGUGGUCAAAUGGAGAGUUUUGUCUUAAUUACAUGAAACUAAGCUUUAAAAUAUUUUGUAACAAAUUAUUUGAGCUGCAUAUUCUAAACAUGUCAAACGUUCAGUGGACUAUUUUUAUAUAUGUAUAUGUGGGUGUAGGUCAUAACAUUUCAGUUUAUAAUAUAAAUUGUUAUUUCAGUUUAUAAGCUAUCUCUCAGAAGAGACUAGCUCUUUUGAGAAUACAUAAUUUAAAAGUUUUAGACUAAAGUAAAACAGCAUAGAUAAUAGUGUAUAUUAGAUAUAAUUGAGGGCUAUAUGGCAGUGAAACUGCUAGUGCCAGUUUUCUUGUUUGCCUACUAUAUGUUUUUGAUUUUUUUUUGUAUUCUGAACAUUUUUAGAGAUCAUACAUUUAUUCAAUCACAUUUAGAGUCGGUUUGGGAAUAAAUAUCUUCUAAAAAGAGAUUUAUCUUAAAAAUUAAAGUCCUGAAAUAUUAGUUUAUUGAGAGUUUAUAAAGUCAAAUAUCCAGUAGGCAUAGACAAGAAUAGAUGAAUUCCCGGAAAUCCUUUCAGUAUACCAAUAUAACUUCAAUAUUACUCAAGUAACAUUGAGAAAAUGCCAUUAGCUUUGUUCCCUCUUCAGUUUUUUGGAUUUUUUUGUUUUACAUCUUUGGGAACAACUGCAUCGAAAAAUUUAAUCAGUAUACCAGUAAGAAUUAGGUAUUUCUUUCCAAAAGAAUGUUCCUAAGAGGUGAUUGGAGAGGUUAUUUUCUACCUAACUUGUAUGUGCCCUGUACCUCUUGGGCAUACUUUGUCUAUAGAAAAAUAUUUUGACCUUUAGGUAUAUUUUGGCCCAGUACUCAAAUAACCGUAGGGCCAAUAUAAAAACAAAUCUUAGAAUAAUUUAAUGUUUGCCUUUUAUACCUGUUUUGAAAGCCUUUACAUUUUUUGUCAGGUAAUUUUUUUUCCCAAGCCGUGGAUAUAAUCUAUUCAAACAUGUUUAUGCUAUCCAUUCUGUUUUUAAAUUGAAAAAAAAUGUUAAAAGUGUUUAUGAAGAAAAGUUUAAAUAAAAUAUUUUUAAUCU